Rhododendron vialii is the source of this 1352-nucleotide messenger RNA. RefSeq lists its product as uncharacterized. The transcript has 5 exons. Bases 40 to 852 code for a protein of 270 amino acids. The record is from RefSeq and is a predicted model, not a curated record. NCBI's taxonomy places the organism in Eukaryota, Viridiplantae, Streptophyta, Magnoliopsida, Ericales, Ericaceae.
UCUGUACCUGUUGAGUCCAAAUAGUUUCCCUAACUCAUCAUGACGGCACUGUUGCUUCGGCGGUCGACAUCUUUAAAGGAGAUGGGAGAUCAGUUAGUGCUUCAACGCAUUCCGUUCGUGCUACAAUCAGAGAGGAGGUGUGAGAAGAGGUUUCGUGCGCUUAGUAUGGUUUUAAGCUUCCAAGAUGCUUUGGCAUCUACUUGCCCGCACUUUGUCGAAGUUUUACAGGUGCGACGCAUUAGGUUUGGAAAUGAAUUUGGAGCAGUGUACUACCUAAGGAGUUCAAAUGAUACAGUUGUACGGGUUGGAGAGUCAGCGUCACGAAGCACACAUAAGUUACGAUACAUCGCUGAUGUGCCUUUCAUAAAGAAAUAUUCAGUUUUGUUUGAGCUUGGUGAACAGUUUGAGUGGGAAAAAGCUAAGGACUUUGAAGAUUGGUUGAGUUCGAUUGUCAAUGCAAGGCCAAGGUUCAUUCAGCCUUUUUACCGUUCGUCCAAUGCUUUACCUAUUCUUCCUACUCCCCCCCGCGAUCAUCACUGCUGUUGGUUUGUGGAAGUUGUCCAAAUCAGAGAGAAUAUGACAGUGACUAUACCGGAAGAGUUUGUUCCGUAUAUCUUUGCAGCACCAGAUGCUGUAGUGAUAAUCCAUAGUGGUGCUCGGUACUUCCAUGUGAAACUGAAGAAUGAUGAAUUGACUGUAGGUUGGGAUCAUGUUGCUCUUACCCACAAUCUUGGAAGGAAUUAUAUCCUUAUGUCUGGGUUAGUUGGACACCUGCAAUUCGACCUAUUUGUGUUUGAUGAAGAAGGGUGUGAGAUUAGCUAUGAUUGGUCUACUACUCUACCAAUUCAUUAAACAAACGCUCCGAUAGGAUGGGAUGUAGAGUUGGCCAUGUCUAAUGCUAAUGCUUGUAAGUAUGCAGUUACUAUUACAUUUGUUAUUGUGAGUAAUUCAAAAUAGUUGCUAAUACUUUGUGUGCCUACCUACAGCUACGGCUUUAACUGCUCGUCCACCAAGCAGUUUUAGGGCUUCUAGGCAUGCAUUGCGGUGCAAUCUACUACUGUCGCCUUCUGAUCUAGAGAUGCUGGAACUGCCUCCGCGAUUCCAGCUAUUUUGCCAAACUCAUGGCUAUGAAUAUUUUAGAUUGGUGUCGAGAGGAAGAAGUUGGUUUGUGCGGUAUGUGGCUGGGCACUUUGUUGUCUAUGGUUGGAAAUUAUUUGUUGGCGAACACAAACUUGAGAGCUUUGACAUGUUGGUGCUGAGUCCCGAUAUCAACCUCCAAUUGCAUACCAUGGUUUUCAGUGUGAAUGAUUGCGAGCGUAUCUAUUGGUGGUACUAAUGUUAAUUUCGACCAC